Messenger RNA from Paramecium octaurelia, 351 nucleotides. The record is from the annotation of a GenBank genome assembly. NCBI's taxonomy places the organism in Eukaryota, Ciliophora, Oligohymenophorea, Peniculida, Parameciidae.
AUGCAAAUCCCAACAGAAAAUCAUCCCAUUUAGGCACUAAAUUAAAUCAUAAAUUUAAACUCACACACACAUAACAGAAUAACAACAUCACAAUUAUUCAAUCUCAUAUCUAUUUCAGGAUUGCCUGUAACUCAUGCAUACAUUAAUCAAUUCCUCCUCUUUAUUAGAUUCAAAAUCAGAGUAUCUUAAUUAAUACUCUAAUUUGAAUUAAUACAAUAUUUAACAUGUCUAACAAUCGCUCUCUCUAUAUGAUCAAUCAUAUAUCAUAUCUAAUUCGAAUACACACAUAUGACUAAAUAUCAGCCUUCAAAUAACUGAAAGAGGACAUGCCAUUUAUAUCACUGAAAUAAU